AACAAAAACAGUGCUCUGUUCGUUCCUUCUUUUGCUUACAAACCCAAUUUUGGAAACAACUAAUCCACAAUGCCGUACGAAUCAACCAUAAUAUUCACUCUUGACACAAUAUGUCCCUGGACAUACAUCGCCUUCGUUCGCCUCAACGAAGCCCUCGACGCCUAUCGCUCAGCUAAUCCAGACUCCCCCACCAAGUUCACCCUCAAGCUAGCACCUUACCAACUCUACCCGGAUUUCUACGAAGACGGCAUCGACAAAUACGAAUGGUACAAGGAGAAAAAGUACAAUGGUAGUGACGAGAGAAUGAAAGCGUAUGCGUAUUAUAUGGGGCUGUCAGGAAAAGGAGAAGGUAUAAAGUUUGAUUUUGAGGGCGGUUCCAUUAGCAAUACGCUGCAUGCACACCGCAUAUUGUACUGGCUGCAGAACACCAAAGGACCGGAUGCUGCGACAAAAGCGGCACUGAGUCUGUACAGCCAGUAUUUCGAACAUAGGGCUGAUCCUGCGGGUCGCGAGACGCUGGAGAAGGUGUGUAUAGCUGCUGGGCUGGGUGAAGAUGAGGUGAAGAAAGUGGUGGGGAACCAGGAGGAAGGAUUACGUGAGGUUAAGGCGGCGAUUAGAGAACAGGCGGGGAAUGGGGUGGAUAGUGUGCCGUAUGUUGUGUUUGAGGGGAAGAAGAGGGAUUUUACGCAUAUUGGAGCGAAGAGUGUAAAGGAGUAUGUUAAAGUGUUGGUGCAGGUUGAGAAGGAGUGUGCUUGAGUAGAAGGUGGGUUAGAUCAUGUGAUAUUGGCUUGCUUCUGUGCAAUUGGAUAUACAAAAGAAUGGUCGGAUUGGUGAACACCCUCUACCGUUUAUUUGUUUUCACACAAUAUGCACACAAAGGCACCACAGAGCAUAAUUUAAAAAAUCGUAUCGAGUAUGAGGUAA
Molecule: messenger RNA, 924 nt
Organism: Bipolaris sorokiniana ND90Pr
Lineage: Eukaryota; Fungi; Ascomycota; Dothideomycetes; Pleosporales; Pleosporaceae
Exons: 2
Coding region: 70-756 (228 amino acids)
Molecular function (GO): oxidoreductase activity
Source: RefSeq, a predicted model, not a curated record